This is a messenger RNA of Filobasidium floriforme, 6798 nucleotides long. Its product is annotated as putative glutamate synthase. Gene Ontology annotation, molecular function: flavin adenine dinucleotide binding; FMN binding; iron ion binding. NCBI's taxonomy places the organism in Eukaryota, Fungi, Basidiomycota, Tremellomycetes, Filobasidiales, Filobasidiaceae. The record is from RefSeq and is a predicted model, not a curated record. The transcript has 11 exons. Bases 1 to 6540 code for a protein of 2179 amino acids.
AUGGUCAUUCACUCCUCAUCCGCCAUGUUGAACGACGACGAUACCUGGGCAUGCACCGAUUCUACAGACCACUCCUCUUCUCUCGGGGUCCAACAAGCUACCUCGGUUGGCAUGGAGACCAACUUUGAGAACCACGACUCUACCGACCCGUCUUUCCCGGCACGACAGGGAUUGUACAACCCUGAAGAGGAGAGGGACGCCUGCGGGGUCGGUUUCAUCGUCCAUAUCAAGGGAAAAGGGAACCACAAGAUCGUCAGCGAUGCUCGGGGAUUGCUGUGUAACAUGACCCAUCGAGGUGCUACCGGUGCUGAUUCAAGAGAUGGAGAUGGAGCCGGAGGGAUGUACGGAAUCCCUCACAGAAUGUUUAUCCGAGAAACCCCUCAUUGUUUCCUCCCCCGACUGCCUUCCAACGGGACCUAUGCUACGGGGAACGUCUUUUUCUCCAAGACCGCCCACGGCGAGCAACGUCAGAAGCUCGAACAGAUCGCCGAUGAGCUCGGUAUGCGGGUCCUCGGAUGGAGAGAGGUACCUACGGACGGGUCCAUCUUGGGUCCCAGUUCAAAGAGCAGAGAACCCAAGAUCUUGCAGCCUUUCGUCGUCAUGAAGGAGCACUACGGGACGGGAGACCAUUGCGAGGAAGGACCGUUUGAUGUGAUGAAGUUCAACCGGCAGUUGUUCUUGCUCCGAAAGAUGUGUACGACCGCCAUUGGCCUUUCCAAGUCGUUCUACAUCUGUUCGUUGGCCACCACCACGAUCGUUUACAAGGGGCAACUCUCCCCCGUCCAAGUUUACGAGUACUUUCACGAUCUCAACCACGCCCUAUUCGAAUCCCAUUUCGCCCUCGUACACUCGCGUUUCUCGACCAACACCUUUCCAAGCUGGUCUCGUGCUCAGCCGAAGCGUCUUGCCGCUCACAACGGAGAGAUCAACACGGUCCGCGGGAACAAAAACUGGAUGCGAGCUCGAGAGGGUGUGCUCAAGUCGGAAAAGUUUGGCGACGAGCUCGAAAAGCUCUACCCGAUCAUCGAGGAAGGAGGGUCCGACUCAGCUGCAUUUGACAACGUGCUCGAGCUAUUCGUAGUCAACGGGGUUCUGACUCUGCCCGAAGCCGUCAUGCUGAUGGUGCCCGAGGCGUGGCAGAACAACGACCUCAUGGAGGCCGAUAAAAAGGCCUUUUACAAUUGGGCUGCUUGCCUUCAAGAGCCCUGGGACGGACCCGCCCUGUUCACAUUCUCGGACGGGAGGUACUGCGGCGCCAACUUGGACAGAAACGGUCUCCGACCCUGCCGGUACAUCGUUACCAACGAGGACAUCAUGAUCUGCGCUUCGGAAGUCGGUGCAAUCUACCUCGACCCGGCUACUGUCAUCAUGAAGGGUCGGCUCAAGCCCGGUAGGAUGUUGCUUGUCGACACCAAGGAAGGCCGAAUCGUCGACGACAAGGAGCUCAAGAUGACCACAGCCAAGAAGCAUCCGUUCGCCGCUUGGGCUGAGGAUCAGCUCCUGCAGCUACCCGAGAUCAUGGCCAAGGUCGCUCGACAGCAUUCGCUCAAGGUCGUGCUGGACGAGACCGAGCUCGCCAACGAUCCUCGACUCUUGGCCUUUGGUUACAGUUUCGAGCAGCUCAACCUGCUCAUGCUACCCAUGGUCAAGGACGGCAAAGAGGCCCUAGGAUCGAUGGGUAACGAUACCGCAUUGGCUUGCGUAUCGACUGUGCCUCAGAUGAUAUACGACUACUUCCGUCAGCUCUUUGCGCAGGUCACCAACCCUCCGAUCGAUCCGAUCAGGGAGAGCAUUGUCAUGUCGCUUCAAACCUUUGUUGGUCCGGAGGGCAACUUGCUCGAGAUCAAGAACACACAGAUGCAUCGACUGCAGCUCGACUCUCCGGUUCUCACCAUCGAAGAGAUGAAUGCUAUCAAGCACAUGAAGACGGCCCAUUCUGAUUGGCCUUCGAUUACCCUGGACAUCACGUUCAACAAGGGAGAAGGACUCCCUGGCUUCCGUAAUGCCCUGAACCGAGUCAGUCAGGAGGCGCUCAACGCCGUUGACGCUGGUUUCAAAGUCAUCAUCCUCUCGGACCGAAACGUCGGGCCCACUCGAGUCCCACUUUCCGACAUGCUCGCUCUUGGAGGUGUCCAGCAUUUCUUGAUCAGUCACAAAAAACGAAGCAAGGUCGCAUUAGUCGUCGAGUCCGGUGCAGCGAGAGACGUGCAUAGCAUCUGUUGUCUCGUUGGGUACGGCGCGGACGCGGUGAACCCUUGGUUGAUGCUCGAGACCAUUCACAAAGUCGAGCGGGAAGGGCUCGCCAAGGAAGGCCAGACUGCCAACGAGCUCAUCGACAACUACCGCAAGGCUAUGGACAAUGGUAUGCUGAAAGUGUUUUCGAAGAUGGGAAUCUCGACCCUGGCAUCGUACAAGGGCGCCCAGAUUUUUGAAGCUCUCGGUCUGCAUCAUGAAGUUAUUAGUCAGUGUUUCGCUGGAACGGCUUCUCGAGUCGAGGGUGCGACGUUCGAGAUCCUGGCCAUGGACGCAUUUGCCACUCAUGAACGUGGAUACCCCUCGGGUCGUCAGACGAUCACCGUCGCUGGUAUGCCAGAGACGGGCGAGUAUCACUGGCGUGACGGAGGCGAAGCGCAUAUCAAUGACCCUACCGGAAUGGCCAACUUGCAAGACGCAGUCCGACAAAAGAACCAGAGCGCUUACGAUGCUUAUUCGCGAAACGCGCACGAGCAGAUCAAGAGGACGACGCUGCGAGGUCUUUUGGACUUUGCCUACGAAAAGGCUACUCCGAUUCCGAUCGAGCAGGUCGAGCCUUGGAACGAGAUCGUUCGUCGAUUCGCCACAGGAGCUAUGAGCUACGGAUCUAUCAGUAUGGAAUCGCACGCGACUCUUGCUGUCGCUAUGAACCGACUCGGAGGGAAGAGCAACACGGGUGAAGGUGGGGAGGAUUCAGAGAGGUCGAACCCGAUUCCAGGGCCGGGUUACAACGCCCCUCGAGAACCCUACUCGCACGCCAUGGAUCUUAAACCUGUCACAGACUCAAGACGUUCCGCCAUCAAACAGGUCGCGUCCGGUCGUUUCGGAGUCACCAGCAAUUACUUGGCCGACGCCGAUGAAAUUCAGAUCAAGAUGGCUCAAGGUGCCAAGCCUGGAGAGGGUGGAGAGCUCCCUGGACAUAAAGUUUCCAUCUCUAUCGCACGUACACGGCACUCGACGCCCGGCGUCGGUCUCAUUUCGCCGCCUCCCCAUCACGAUAUUUACAGUAUCGAGGAUCUGAAACAACUCAUUUACGAUUUGAAGGCCGCAAACCCCCGUGGGCGCAUCUCGGUCAAGCUCGUAUCCGAGGUCGGAGUUGGUGUUGUAGCUUCCGGAGUCGCCAAAGCUAAAGCGGAGCAUAUUCUCAUCGCCGGUCACGAUGGUGGUACUGGAGCAUCGCGCUGGACCGGUAUCAAGCACGCCGGUCUUCCUUGGGAGUUGGGUGUGUCCGAGGCUCAUCAGACUCUUGUCUUGAACAAUCUUCGAGGCAGGGUCACUAUCCAAACCGAUGGUAACCUGAAGACCGGUCGAGAUGUCGCAUUGGCCUGUUUGUUAGGUGCCGAAGAGUGGGGAUUUGCAACCGCGCCUCUGAUUGCGCUCGGAUGUAUCAUGAUGCGAAAGUGCCACCUCGGAACCUGCCCUGUCGGUAUCGCGACUCAGACGCCAGAAUUGAGAGCCAAAUUCGCUGGUCAGCCCGAGCACGUCGUCAAUUUCUGCUUCUACGUUGCCAAUGAACUGCGAGAGAUCAUGGCCAAGCUCGGGUUGAGAUCGAUCGAAGAGAUGGUCGGACGAUCGGACCUCCUCAAAGUCGACGAGUCUCUGCGAACUCCAAAGACCGCACACCUCGACCUCUCCCCGAUGCUCAAGCCAGCGUUCGAGAUGCGUCCUGGCGCCCCCACCCACAGAAUGAAGCCGCAGGAUCACAAGAUGUACAAGCGUCUUGACAACAAGUUUAUCGACGAGGCCGAGCCUGCUAUCGAGAGCGGCAUCCCUGUUUCGAUCGACUGUGAGGUGACCAACACCGACCGAGCCCUCGGAACCACUCUGUCCUACCGAGUCUCCAAGAAGCAUGGUGAAGCUGGUUUGCCGCGCGACACGAUUCAUAUCAACAUGAAGGGUUCUGCUGGACAAUCGCUGGGUGCGUUCUUGGCACCUGGUAUCACCAUUGAACUGGAAGGCGAAGCAAACGACGGAGUCGGCAAAGGUCUAUCCGGCGGAAGACUCAUCAUCUACCCUCCCCACGAGUCUCCCUUCAAGGCUGAAGAGAACAUCAUCAUCGGUAACGUCGCCCUCUACGGAGCUAGCUCUGGUCACGCCUAUAUCAACGGUAUCGCUGCCGAGCGAUUCGCAGUCAGAAACAGUGGAUGUCUCGCUGUAGUCGAGGGAACCGGUGACCAUGGUCUGGAAUACAUGACCGGCGGUCGAGUCGUCGUACUUGGAAAGACAGGACGAAACUUUGCAGCUGGAAUGAGCGGAGGAAUCGCUUACGUCUUGGAUCUCGCGCACGACUUUGGCUCGAAAGUCAACCACGAGAUGGUUGAACUUGGAAAAGUCACUGACCCGAAGGAAAUCAGCGAGUUGAGGGAAUUGAUCGAACAGCACCGACACUUUACCGGCAGCGAGGUCGCCGACAGGGUGUUGAAAACUUUCAACCGCAUGUUGAGCUACUUUGUCCGAGUUAUGCCUCUGGAUUACAAGAGGGUUCUCGAGGAAGAGGCUGCGCGCGCUGCCGAGGAAAAGGCGAGACAGAAUGCCAUUGACCUCGUACCUUCGCAAGCGCAAGUCGACAUCUCCAGGUCUACAAGCCCUGUCAAGCAUCACGAACCUUCGGUGGGCGACGUCGAAGAUGCCAUGGUCGACACGGAGACUGCAGUCGCUCGGGGCGCCAAGUUGGACAAGGUCCGCGGAUUCAUGAAGUACAAGCGGAUGGGCGAGGCUUACAGACCCGCGCGCAAGAGGACUAAGGAUUGGAAGGAGGUCUCUUCGCGACUCAAGCCCCAGGAGCUACAGGUGCAGGCGGCAAGGUGCAUGGAUUGUGGUGUACCGUUCUGCCAGUCCAACUCGGGCUGCCCCAUCUCCAACUUGAUUCCGUCUUGGAACGAACUCGUUUUCAGGGACGACUGGCACUCGGCUUGGCUUCGUCUGAAAGCUACGAACAACAUGAGUUGGGCUACCGGCCGAGUCUGUCCUGCGCCUUGUCAGUCAGCGUGUGUCGCCGGGAUCAACGGCGCUCCCGUCGAGAUCAAGAGUAUCGAGUGUGCCAUUAUCGACCGCGCCUAUGAGGAAGGCUGGGUCCAACCGGAGCCUCCUCAGAACAGGACGGGCAAGAAGAUUGCCGUCAUUGGAUCUGGACCCGCUGGUCUUUCAUGUGCGGAACAGCUCAACAAGGCCGGUCAUCUGGUCACCGUGUACGAGCGAUCAGAUGCUAUUGGAGGGCUCCUGUACUACGGCAUUCCCAACAUGAAGCUCGAGAAGCGAUUCGUCGACCGACACGUCCAGAUGCUGCGUGACGAGGGUAUCAAUUUCGUCACCAACGCGAACGUUGGGGUCAAUGUCGACAUCAAUCAGCUCAAAGAGGAAAACGACGCCGUGGUUCUCGCCAUCGGCUCGACCGUCGGACGAGACCUGAGGCUCCCUGGCAGGGAGAGCGAAGGAAUCUACCAAGCCAUGGACUUUUUGACCAAGAACACUAGCGAGCUUACCAAGAACGACCAAGAGCUCAAGGACAGCAGCAGAUACAUCGAUGCCAAAGGACUCGACGUCAUUGUCAUCGGAGGAGGGGACACCGGUAACGACGUUCUGGGUACCUCGGUCCGUCAGGGCGCCAGGUCGAUCGUAAACUUUGAGUUGCUCCCCGAACCUCCUGCGACCCGUGCUGCCAACAACCCUUGGCCGACCUUCGCCAGGAUCAAGCGUACCGACUAUGGUCACGCCGAAGUCAUCGCUCACUGGGGCAACGACCCGAGGGAGUACUGCAUCUCGACGACCGAUUUCGUAAAGGACGAAGAGACUGGCAAACUCAAGGGUGUCAACACCGUCAAGGUCGAGUGGACCCAAAAGGGCGGUCAGUGGUCGAUGGAGAAGAUUCCCGGAUCCGAAAAGUUCUUCCCGGCCCAGCUCGUCUUGCUCGCCCUGGGUUUCGUCUCGCCCGAUCAGAGUCUCCUCGCUCAGCUCAAGCUGAAGGCCGACCCGAGAUCCAACAUCCAAACUCCGGAGGGCUCUUAUGCCAGCAGUGUCGACGGUGUCUGGGCGUGCGGAGAUGCUCGUCGAGGUCAAUCCUUGGUCGUCUGGGCGAUCAACGAGGGUCGACAGUGUGCUCGAGAGAUCGACUUGUUCCUCGAACACGACACUCGAUUGGCCGCUACCGGCGGAAUCAUCAAACGCAGCUGGGUGCCCCCUCCCAUCUCCACUGACGGCACGGCUAGCGGCAGCGGCAGUGAAAGUGGGGAUGCCGGCUCGGUCGACUCUGGCUUCGAUUCGACCGUUGCGAGCGAGGUCUUGGUUUAAGUUUUUCAUUCUCAAAAGAGGUAUAUAUUUCUGGUGGUCUUGUACGUGUGUCCGUCAUAUAGGUGUUGUGUAGACUUCCAUUUAACUGUGUUAUUGUAUGUACGAGUAUUUACGAUGCAGCUAGCGAGCAAUCUUCCCUGCGGCUGUCUCUCGGUCUGUCUUUCCAUCGAUACAACGUGUCCCAUCGAAACAGCUUUUACAGGCCGAAUGCUUUCGUCUGCACGAUCUCGCUAUGAAUGACUUUCUCGAAUGGGAGAC